AUGUAAAAUAAAUUAUUAGAUAAAGUUUAGGAAGAGAAUGUAAAAAACAAAAUGAGUAAAUUAUUCACAGGAAGUUAGAAUGAUUAUUAUGUUUCAAUGAAAGAGGAUGAGAGUCAUUAGAUAGAAAUGAAUAAAAUAUAAAGAAAAAAAGUGUUUUUAUCAGGUAGUGAAGAUGAAGAAGAAAGAUAGCCAGCAUAAAUAAUAAAAUAAGAAGAUAAUAAAUGUAAUAUAACGUCUAUGAGAUUAGAAGUUUAAGUAUAUUAAUAAACAGAGAUAAGAAAGAGUGAUAUUUUAGAUGAAGUACCUACAUAAGAGAAUAUUGAUGGGUUAAAUGGGAUGACAUAAUUUGAGCUAUCACCAUUGAACAUUUAAGGAGGAAAAAAGAAAAACAAAUUGAAGAAAAACAAAUCAAAAAAAAAAAAAGCGAAACAUUAAGCAUUACCAUUUAAUUGGAAUACUUAUAAAUUCUUAUUACACUAUCCAUUAUAACAUUUAAAAUUAACUAUAUUAGUGAAUGUAUUGAUAGUAUUAUCAGCUGUAGCAUAAAUGUUAUUACCUUGGAUACUUGGUAGAUUGAUUGAUGCAAUCACUAAAUAAGUUUAAGAUUCUCAUAGCUCAGAAGGAAAAGCUGAUAAUAAAGAUAAUAAUUCAUUUAUUGAUGAAGAAUUACAUACCAAAUUAUCAAAAUAAUUUUUAAUUGUUUUGGCCACUUAUACUAUAUUAUCAUUAAUUAGGGCAUUUGCUAAUUAAAUUUGGUAAGAAUAGAUAUAUAAUGAAAUGAGAGAAGAUGUUUUAAAAUCUUUCUUAUCUUUUGAUUUAACCUUUUUCAAUACAUAUAGAAAUGGUGAAAUAAUAUCUAGAAUGACAAAUGAUUUAUAGUCAGCUAAAUCAGCUGUGAGUGGAAAUAUAAUUUUACUUAUAAGAAAUUGUUGUUUAACAAUAUUCAAUAUAAUAGUAUUAUUUGCUUUAUCAUGGAAAGUCACAUUAGCAAUAUUAGCACCAAUGCCAUUAUACACAGUGUUAACAACUAUACAUACAAGACUUGGAAAGAGAUUUGAAAAAUUAGGUUAAGAGUAUUAAGCAAAAUUGACAACUUUAGCAGAUGAAAUAGUCUCAGGAGUAGUAACAGUUAAAAGUUUCUGUACUGAAUAAUUUGAAAUAAAGAAAUUUCAUAAAUAAUUAAAUUUAAAUAUGAAAUUGGCUUAAAAAAGAGGAGUAAAUAAUGGAUGUUAUUAAGCUGCAAGUGCUUUAUUUACAUAACUAGGUUCAUUAAUAGUAUUAUGGUAUGGAGGUAAAUUGGCAAUGAAUAAUUCAGCAGAAUUAUCAGCUGGGUAUAAUAUAUGAAAUAAAUAAUUAGUGACUUAACUACCAUAAUUUUAUACUCUAUAUAACUAUCUACAUCUAGUUCUAAUAUAAGUGAAUCAUUUGCUAAAAUUGUGAGUGCAACUGGAGCUUUUGAAGGUGUUCUUGAAAUGUUGAAAUGGGAAUCUCUUGUAAAAGAGGCACCUGAUGCUAUAGAUCAUAUAACUCCAACAGGAGAAAUUUAAUUUAAAAAAGUUGUAUUCUAAUAUCCAAAUUCAUAAGUUUAAGUAUUAAAAGGAAUAACACUUAAAAUUAAUAAAGGAGAAUAUGUUGCAUUUGUUGGACCUAGUGGGAGUGGCAAAUCAACAAUUAUGCAUUUAUUAGAAAGAUUUUAUGAUCCACAAUCAGGUUCCAUUUAUUUUGAUCAAAUUAAUAUUAAAUAAUACAAGCUUAAAGCUUUAAGAAAAUCAAUAGGAUUAGUUUCUUAAGAUCCUGUUUUAUUUGAAGGAACUAUUGAAUCAAAUAUUAUUUAUGGAACUGAAAAUUAUACUAAAGAUGAUUUUGAAUGGGCUACUAAAGCAGCAGGAGUUUGGUAAUUUGUAUCUGAUAAAUUCAAAUUUCCACAUGGAUUUGAUACUUUUGUUGGAGAACAUGGUUAUACAUUAAGUGGAGGAUAGAAAUAAAGAAUUGUCAUAGCUAGAGCUUUAUUAAAAAGACCUAAAAUUUUAAUCUUUGAUGAAGCUACUUCUGCUUUAGAUGCUGAAAGUGAAUUCUAAGUAUAAUCUGCUAUUGAUGAAUUAAUUUAAAAAGGAAAUCAAAACAUUACUGUUUUAGUUAUUGCUCAUAGAUUAAGUACUAUUGUUAAUUGUAACAGAAUUAUUGUAUUACAAAAUGGUAUUGUUGCAGAAUAGGGAACUCAUUAGGAAUUAUUAAACAAUCCUGAUGGCAUAUAUAGACAAUUAGUCGAAAGAUAAUUAUCAGGAGUUAUUGAUUCCAAAGAUAAUGAUGGUGAUUCUGAAGCUUAAUGA
Molecule: messenger RNA, 2330 nt
Organism: Paramecium sonneborni
Lineage: Eukaryota; Ciliophora; Oligohymenophorea; Peniculida; Parameciidae
Source: the annotation of a GenBank genome assembly